Bursaphelenchus xylophilus (pine wood nematode) is the source of this 1632-nucleotide messenger RNA. NCBI's taxonomy places the organism in Eukaryota, Metazoa, Nematoda, Chromadorea, Rhabditida, Aphelenchoididae. The record is from the annotation of a GenBank genome assembly.
AUGCUGUUCACAUUCGUCAUGUGCGUCCUCUACGUGGCGGCGAUUGUUUUCACAAUGCGCAAAAUGAAUACUCUCAGUAUGAUUACUGCGGGAUGUGAGGUAAAUUUUGAGAUUUUUUAAUUUUUCAAAAAUAAAAAAAUACCAAAAAUUUGCAUAUUUAACAAGGAAAGUACUUUUAUGGGGGCUCCUACUUUUUGACGGGACAUAUCUCAAAAAAUCAGAAAAAAUGUGCUGAUCAAGGAUAUAUAAAUCUUAGCUGCCCAUUUUAGGUUUUUAGGGGUGAAAACUCAGUCGGAAGUUGACUUAAAGUCCUAUAUGAACCCCUUUUCGCUUAAUUUUUUCAAAGGUUUACAAUUUUUAUUUUGGCUUAAAAUAGUGUUUAUUGAGUUUCUAAGACGUAAUAAGACAGUCUUGGCCCAAAAAUUUAUUUUUCCGACCUUCAACUUCAAAAAAGUUGAUUCAGCCCAAAAGGGAAAUCGAACCUGUGCGGCAUCCCCCCUCUUGAUUCCCAGACUACGGCACUAACCACUCGGCCACACCGCUCUCUUCCGAAGGAGGAGAUCGAGUGCUCUUUUUAUCGUUUCGAAUGUCUGCCUUUUGUAGGGAAAUUAAACCAGUUUUUGGGCAUUUUCACCCUUAAAAACCUAAAAUGGGCAGCUAAGAUUUAUAUAUCCUUGAUCAGCGCAUUUUUUCUGAUUUUUUGAGAUAUGUCCCGUCAAAAAGUAGGAGCCCCCAUAAAAGUACUUUCCUUGUAAAAAAAAUUAUUAAAAUUUUUCAGACCCUAAAAAAAUUUUUUGAUGCUAAAUUUUGAAAUUUUUUUAUAUUCAAAAAAAUUUUUUUUACCGAAAAUUUGCAUAUUUAAAAAAGUUUUUUUUUCCAAAAAUUUGCAUAGUUCAAAAAUUUUUUCAGGCACUAAUGUUAUUCCUACAAAUAGUAGCUUUCAUCCUGGUCAUUGUAAUAGUUGCGGGCAAACCAGUGGAGGGCAUCGAUAUUGUCUAUCAAAUUUUCCCUCCGGGCGAGAACUACAUCCCCAGUAAGUCUGAUCGCUACCUGUAUCGUCCUGAUGCUUGUAAGUGUUUGCUUCAUUAAAGGCCUUAAAAAUAAGACAAAAAAUUGCUUUUGCUUCACUUUACUUCGCUUUUUUUGAACUAAGCCUGUCGGGAAAAUAAUGUGGAUUUGUCGCUGAAAAAUUCCAAGGCGCGACAAAUCCACAUUAUUUUCCCGACAGACGGAACUCACAUUAUUUUUCCGACAGACAGAAUCCACAUUAUUUUCCCGACAGACGGAACUCACAUUAUUUUCCCGACAGACAAAAUCCACAUUAUUUUCCCGACAGACGGAUAUUCCUUGGCCUUUGGCGCUUUCGCACUCUUUAUCUGUCUGGCAAACUUUAUCGCGUUGGCCGCUGCUAGAGAAAUGUUUUGCAAAGUUCUUAGAUCUUUAUGUAUAAUAUUAUCAUAUUUUUCUUUGCAAUUUUUCAAGUUUUUUACAGCCUACAACACCUUGGCGUGGGCGUUGUUCAUCUGCAUGCUACUGCUGAUUGUCAUCAACAUUUUUGGAUUGCUGGCCACCAUUUACAAUCUGGCUUAUCGUCGGUACUACGAGGAAGAUCAGAUAGUGAUAAGGGGUUGA